Messenger RNA from Anolis carolinensis (green anole), 2589 nucleotides. It is a transcript of the gene sdr39u1, whose product is annotated as short chain dehydrogenase/reductase family 39U member 1. The record is from RefSeq and is a predicted model, not a curated record. Lineage: Eukaryota; Metazoa; Chordata; Lepidosauria; Squamata; Anolidae. The coding region runs from base 294 to 1205 and encodes 303 amino acids. The transcript has 6 exons.
UGACAAGGGAUUGUGGGAACUGAAGUCCAAAUGUCAGAAUUAAGUAAAUUCUUCAUUUACAGUUUGCCUAAUGGGAAUUUGGGAGUAAAAAUCACUUUUUAAAAAUCACUGAAACGACCUGGCUGAGGAAUUAAGUUCUUACGUUUAUAAAAACAAAUGUUUCUCAAACGGAGCCACAGAUCUAUGAAAAAUAGAUUAACUCCAAUUCGCUUACUUCAGAGUAUGUUUUUUGUGAUUCUCUAAUUUUUCUCCAAGUCUGUGUUCCUGGUGGCUGUCAGAAAGCUUCUCUGCGCAUGCGCGGCUAUCCUGCUUUAACCAUGAGAGUGUUAGUAGGUGGUGGGACUGGAUUUGUUGGCAGAGCCUUAACCCGGUUGUUGAAGGACCGAGGCCAUGAAGUUACCCUGGUUUCCCGCAGUCCCGGAAAGAACCGAAUUACCUGGGAUGAACUUUCCCGCUUGGGGCUCCCUCCUUGUGAAGGUGUGGUCAACCUUUCUGGAGAAAAUGUCCUCAACCCCCUCCGAAGAUGGAGUGAAUCCUUUCGCCAGGAGGUGGUCGCCAGCCGGAUAGAGACCACAAAAGCCUUGGCAAAAGCCAUUGCUGGGGCUGAACACCCACCUCAAGCCUGGGUCCUGGUCACGGGCGUAGGAUAUUACCGGCCCAGCCACACCACAAAAUACACAGAAGACAGUCCCGGUGGAGACUUCGAUUUCUUCUCUCGCCUAGUAACCCACUGGGAAGCAGCGGCUCAAAUCCCUGGUGAAGUCACACGCCAAGCAGUUGUGAGAUCUGGUGUUGUGCUGGGCAAGGACGGUGGUGCCAUCGCCCAGAUGUUGUGGCCCUUUCGCCUCGGUCUGGGAGGGCCCAUCUCUUCUGGCCACCAGCCUUUUCCUUGGAUCCACGUGGCGGAUUUGGCGGGCAUCUUGGUCCAUGUACUAGAACGGGAAGGGGUCAGCGGGAUCCUGAACGGCGUCGCACCAACGGCUGUUACCACCACAAAUAAGGACUUUGCCCAAGCAAUGGGGUCAGUGCUCAGACGGCCCGCUCUAUUGCCCCUGCCAGGUUUUGCUGUUUCAGCCAUUUUUGGCCCCGAACGAAGCAUUAUGUUGCUGGAAGGGCAGCGAGUGGAGCCUAAGCGGACUCUGGAGAGCAACUACUGCUUUGCGUUCCCUGAUCUUCCCUCUGCCCUCCGGAAUAUUUUAAUCUGAUCUGAUACAAAAGAAACCUAUGCAUUAUCAGUUAUGGUAUAUAUAAUGCUGGUGCGGUGUGUUAUAAAUUAUCAGAUGAAUUAUACAGUAAAGACCAUGGUUGCUUGAAACCAUGGAUAUUUCCAAAGAUCAUUAUAUUAUCAGAAUUAACACAGAGUUUCCCUGGAAGACCUAGUAAUUCCUACAGAAGUAUCCUAUCUAGGAAUUUGCUAGGUCCACCAAAGCGACUUUAUAGUAAUUUCUGGGGGAUAUUUUAGGGAUGAAGUUUUUGUAUGGAGACAAUAUACAAAAAUAGUGUGCAGUUUUGGUUAUGUCCAUUUCGAUAUCCCAGGAUUCUGCCUUGCAGACAUGCAGCAAAAAAUGUUUUUCAUCUUCACUAUAUUACAAAUUGUAAUAAAUGAAUCUAUUUGUUGUCAAAGGAUUUUUCGGGAAUCACUGGGUUGCUGUGAGUUUUCCAGGCUGUAUGGCCAUCUUCCAGAUGCAUUUUCUUCUGACCUUUCACCCACAUCUAUGGCAGGCAUCCUCAGAGGUUGUGAGAUCUGUUGGAGAUAAGGCAAGUGGGGUUUAUAUAUGCCCAGGAUGGAAGAAAGAACUCUUGUCUGUUGGGGGCAAGUGUGAAUGCAAUUGGUCCCUUUGAUUAGCAUUUCUGAAGUUGCCUGCCAUAGUUUCCAGCAGACCUCACAAUAUUGCAAUUGGCCACCUUGAUUAGUAUUGAAUAGCUUUGCAGCUUCAAAGUCUGGUUACUUCCUGGUUGUUUCUCCCACCCUGGACAUUCAUCACAUAUAUAAACCCACUUACCCAGUUUCUAACGGACCUCACAACCUCUGAGAGGUGCCAUAGAUGUGGGUGAAACAUCAGGAGAAAAUGCUUCUGGAACAUGGUCAUAGAGCCCAGAAAAGUCACAGCAACCCAAGGAAUCUGUUAUUAUCCAGAAAAGCUUUCUAGUCUGUCCAGGACUUCAAAUUACUUUUAUUUAAUGCCAUCAAACCUACAUGAUUUUAUGGAAAACUAGUAUUCAUUGACACUGUGGAAUUAAUGCAGUCUUGACACCAUUUUAACAGGCAUGGCUCAAUACUAUGCAGUCCUGGGAUUUGUAGUUUGGUGAGGCACCAGGACUGUUUGACAGAGAAGGCUAAAGAUCUUGUAAAACUACAUCUCCAUGAAAGUUAAAAUGAUGUCAAAGUGCUUUGGAAAAUAAUCUGACCCAUGAUCUGUAUAAUGAUAUCAGUUUGAUGUGUAGUUUGGUUGUUAAGUAACUUUUUUGAGACUUGCUGAGGCUUUCACUAGAUGGCACUACAGUUGCCGGACGUCCUCGAAGGCCAAGAGGGCGGGUGAUAAAUUAUGAAGGGAAUUUCCCAGAGAAAAUAAACAAAUACAACAGUCA